UUCCAGUGAGUCUCUAAGAGCAGCAUUUCUUCAUUUCUGGUUGGCCAGAUAAAUGCUGUGGCUCCCUGAUUAUGAAGGACUUAGAAUGGUGCUUUUCAAUUUGGAGAAUCUGGCCUUCUAUGAAAAACAGCUGAAAUUUCCAUAGAAUUCUGAAGCUUGAGCUACAGAGCUUUUCAAAGCUGUGAAUUGUGCUGGAAUCUUAUUUGCUUACACAAGCCUGCAAAAACAAACUCUCAUCCCUCUGUACCAAAAGCCAGGAAGAAAAUGGGCAGCCACACUUGGUACUUAAAUGAGUUUAGAUGUGAAGGAAUGAGGUUUAGAUCUGACUUAAAAGUAGAGGGAAAUUCACACUUGGCAAGGACUGGACCAGAAAUUAACUGCCCUUUUUGGAGGGUGGGGAAAAAAUAAGAUAAGGAAACUAAAUCAGUGUAAAAUCAGUGUAACUGGAAGUCGCUUAUUUUUCGUCAUUUGUUAGAUUUUCCCUCCCAUUCUUCCCCCGUCCCCCCACCUCUGAAAUACUUUCUUCCAUUCGCAUUGUUGCCAAGUUGGCUUUUUCCUGGGAGCAAGAGGUUAUAGGUUAUAGGACUGGAUCCUUUUAGGGAACAGAGUGCGAGUGCUAGCCCUGUUUGUAGAGGUUUCAGAGGAGCCAAAGAGCCACUUCCCAAGGAUUCUGGAGUGAAGUUUGACCAUUCUCUUUCCUCCAUUCCAUCUUGCCAGUUUUCCACUUCUCUCCCUUCUCUUACCACCACAUCUUUUCUGUACACUGCAGCCCCUCCCCCACGAUAAGAAAUUUGAAAACGAUUUGGCUGAUUGGGGGAGGGGAGUCUUCUUUUGAUUGAUCCCUGCAUUUCCUUUACCGCCAGUUCUGUUCCUAAAGCACCUACUCUCAGAAAUUUUCUUUGGUCUUUGCUUCUUUGACCUGUGCAGAUUACGCAAAUUCUUGAUUUGUAGUUUCUUUUCUUUUCUUUUGCCCUAAAGUGUACCUUCGCCCCAUUAUUUUGGAAGUGCCUUGAGGGGGAUUGUGCCUCUCUCUCCAGAUACUGUUUCUUAUCCCAAUCUGCGAAGAUUGGAAGUGCAUAAAAUUGUGAAGAAAAAAAGAUCUCUAGCACUUUCCCCCUCCCAAACUUUCCUGUGUAAAGAGCUACCUAAAGAGAUUUAUCUCCCCUUAAAAAGCUGAGGGGCAGCGAUUAUAUACUUGGUGUGAACGUGACGGUAUGGGAGGUACCAGCGUCAGGGUACACUGUGGGCUGGGGGGUGUCAAAUGUCAUUCCCGCCUCCGCCCCCCUCACCCCCUACACUCUUGGUGAGUGGGGAAUGAGGUGGCGUAGAGGAAAACCACUGAGAUGCUGAAACCUCCAAGGUCCUAGAGAGGAGCAGGAAGUGUCCCUAGGGAGGGAACUGGAAGGCUCGCUCUGUCCUUUCGAUCCACCGGGGCUCGGUGCACACGGCUCUGUUGACUCCAACUCUGAGAUGGGGACCUGCGACCAGGAGCUCUAUUUCUAUUUGUAAACUCUUCAAGAGGCCAAAGUUCCAGUCUCCUACAGCCUUGGGAAUAACACUACCUGAUAUUAAACAGAAUCAAGUAUAAUGGUAAAUGCAUUUUAGACUCUCUCUAAGAGGAUUUAUUGUUGGAAGUACACGAAGGAUAUCAUUACAGCAUUAUUCUGCCUGCAACAUAGUUCUGUGACAUGGACUUCAGGGGCAAUGUUACAUCAAGACUUGAGUAUAUUUUUGCUUCUGGAUUCCUUUCCCACCUACUUCUAGCGUGGUACUCGGUAAACAGAACAACUUCCUUUUUAAAUGUUGUUGACUGACAAAUGCCUUCAGAAAUAGGUGAAGAGGCCAUUCUCUAUCCCACAUCUGAGCAUCAAUUACUUACAUUCAUCUUUCACGUUGUAUCACAUUUCCGGUCACUCCUGUGAACCAGUUUUGCCAUCCUAUCCCUCUGAAAUAUACACAAAGGACAUAAACAUUGAAGCCAGUGAUUUUUGCCUGGAAGUAAGGUUCCUCAAAGACUAUCAUGCCUACAGCCCUUUGCCCCAGAGUCUUGGCCCCAAAGGAGCGAGAGGAGCCCAUUAAAAUGAGGAACCCCCGAGGGCAGGACCCUACCCCACAGGCAGAACCCCCUGGCCCUGAAUCUUUCCGAAGGCUUUUUCGACGUUUUCGCUACCAGGAAGCUGCUGGUCCUAGAGAGGCUCUAAGACGCCUUCGGGAACUCUGUUGGGGUUGGCUAAGGCCAGAGCAACAUACCAAGGAGCAAAUUCUAGAGCUCCUAGUGCUGGAGCAGUUCCUGACCAUCCUACCUGGAAAGAUCCAGAAUUGGGUGCGAGCCCAGGAGCCAGAGAGCAGUGAGCAGGCAGUGGUUGUGGUGGAGGAUUUGGAGACAGAGCCUGGGAGACCAUGGCAGUGGCUCCAGCACUCUGAGGAUCCUGUUGUGAUUGAUGAUGGGGAUGGUUCUCCUGGCCUGGUUUGGGGGCCAGAACAGGAAAGAUGCUUGUCAGACACAGCAUCCCCAGUGGCAGCAUCAGAAUCUUCAAAUAGCCUGCUGAAGAGGAGGGUCUGCCAUCCUCUAUCCCAGGAAGAAGGACUGGGGCACCCAAACCCAAGAUCAGCGGAGCAACUCAAUGGAGGCCCUGAUGAAGGGCCUCCAUUCACAAAAGAAUCAGGGAUGGCUCUCUGGGAGGAGGAGGGAUAUAUUGGGAAAAUAUCCCCUGUUUCCCAAGUUUCUUUAUUUCCUGAGGAAGGGAAUUCUGAAGACCAGGAAAAAGUGACCUCACUCCAUCUGUCCCAGAACCAUGUGACUCAGCUCAAGGAUGUGAUCCUGUGUUUCUCUGAGGAAGAGUGGUCUCUUCUGGACCCUGCUCAGACUGGCUUCUAUGGAGAAUUCAUCAUAGAGGAGGACUAUGGAGUCUCUCUCCCCAUGAACUAUCCAGGUCCCCAGCCAAUCCCAGAGAGAAUAAAUGAAUUGCCCAAGGUCAUGCAGCUACCAGAUUCCCGGGUAGAAGAGGAUGAGCCAUGUGUCCUGGAAUUCCAGGGCCCCCAGGAUAAGGAGAUUCCCCAAACUACUUGUACAGGAGAUAGCAACAUGAAUAAGAAGGAUAUGCCUCAGCAGAAAAGUCUAGGAGAAGAAGUUUCCAUUGAGAUUGUAUUAUCCAGUUCUGGAGAUGAGGAUCCCAAACAGAGCCAGUCUUGCAGAGAAGAUCUUCCAGGCUCCAAGAGGAAGAGACGGAACCCUUCCCUACCUCACAAGAAUAAUAUGAUUGACUUUAGAGAUGUUGUCCAUACUCAAGUUGAGACUACAUCAAGGAAACCUUACACAUGUCCUGAGUGUGGGAAAAACUUCCGCUGGAGAGCAAACUUCAUCAGGCAUCUCAAAAGUCGCAAGGAAGAAAAGAAAGUUCAUGAGUGCCCCAUCUGCCGAGAAACAUUCACUGAGAGUGAGGACCUCAAAGAACAUCGGGAGACCCAUGAAACUAAGAAGCCUUACAUAUGUGGUGAGUGUGGGAAAAGCUUUCGCCUCAGUUCCCAUCUUGUCUCCCAUAGCAGAAUGCACACCCAGGAAAAGGGGCCCGAGCUAAGCAAGAAAGAACAGCAAGGAACAUCAUCAUCAUCAUCUAGCCCAUCAGAAGAAAUUACAAAUCCUAGCACCUUAUUUGGAGAGGAGAAGAGAGAGCAAACACAUAAGUGUUUUUGUGGGAAAACCUUUGAACAACAAGACCUCCUAGUCCAGCAUAGCAGCAUUCACACAAAAGAUAAGUCCUUAAAAUGUCAGUACUGUGUCAAAAGUUUCUUUCAUAAGCAUGAUCUCAUUCGACAUCAGCGAGUUCAUAUGAAAAGACGCUCGAAGCAGGCUCUGAACUCAUACUAAAUUCCUUUUUAUCCCAAUAUGCUGGGAACAUUUGCUAGAACAAAAGCCUUAUGUGAGGCCACUAGGUCACUGUGGUCUCACUGUUGUGACUUUGUUAAUAACUGUUACUGAAUUGUGCCACUUUGUGUGCUGUCUCACAUUAACACAAACCUAUUUCAUUUCUAUUCAUUCAUAUACACAAGCAGACCAUAUUAUUCCUUUACUCUGCAACAGUGCCCACAUAGCAAUAUGGUAUUCAAUAGGCAUACAAAACAUGAGUAUUGCAGUCAAUUAAAUAGCUUCUUCUCCCUCCCCCCAACACUGACAAACAGUUGUUCAUUUUCCUCCCACAUACCCUGUAUUGUUCUGAUUUGGAGAUGAAAUCAAUCCAUUACUUUGGCAUCCUAUAGAUAAAUUCAGAUAAACCCGGAAGGAGCACUUCUUUGCCCUUAUGCGCUUCUUUCUGACCUCUAAUCCUUUAAAUUUAAUCUUUUUUUACUAUACCUCCUUUUUUAAGUAGAAGGCUCCAGAGCAUGAGCUAAUACCCAGGCUUGAGUUUCCUCCAGGAGUCAUGGCUAGAGGAAUAUCAUUAAAUGUAGGUUUUACUGAAAGAACCAACAAGCUCAAGCCUCCACCAAAGUGGAGCAACUUUUACUAGAGUCUACCACCCCUUGAGGCUACUUUCCUACAAAGCAGGUCAAGGAAAUCUUCAUGCUAAGCCACUAGACAGUAUCAAGUCCUUGUUGCUCUUUUUCUCCCUUAUUUCUCAGUGCCAUCAGUGCAAAUGGUAACCUUUCCUUCUCCCUGUCCUGUACAUACAUGACCCUACAGACCUCUAAAGAAAUUGAUUCUCAAACCCAUUUUGUGACUACUCUGUAGAUGAAGAAAACAUUUAAUGUGUUAUGUUUUGUCUUCCCACUAGAUACGUACAUUUUAAAUUUCAUGUGGCCAAGCUGCUCUAACAUAUUUCCAUUCCUGAACACAUCUCUUCUAGUGCUUUGCACUUAGAAAGUAUCUGAUGUUAGUUUAUAGUUUGCUUUAAAAAGUCAGAUUUUAAUACAAGUAAAUCAGUUCUUGUCUCCCAUCCAAAAAAUAGUUUUGAGGGGACAUAAAUAAGGAGCUAACCUAUAAAACAGAACCUCAUGGGUAAACUUAGGGAUUUGAACUAAUGGUCUAAGUACAAAUCUGGGAAGCUGAGCAAAUUACUACCAACUCAUAGUAUUUAAUGACAUUGGCAUAGCUUAAGCCAAUAACCUAGAAACACUCAACUUUAUAUAUAGAUGUAAUCAAGAUUAGAGGCUAGGACUUGACCCUAUAGGUUCUAUGGAAUCAUUAACCAAGAUGUUCUUCCUCACAUAAUAAUAAUAAUAAUAAUGCUCUCUUGAUACAUGGGGAUAGGACUAAGCACAAGGAAUGUGUAUAUAUGUAUAUGUAUAGCUUACAAAGCCACACCUAAUUUUCAUGUUUUAGGAAUGCUGGAUGAAAUAAUAUUGUUCUCAAGGGAUACUGUAAAGUUCAGAAGGCAGGAUAAUAUUCUCUCCAUCCCAAUGUAAUUUUCAUUAACUAGAAAAAAUAUACCUUUAUUUAUAAUGCUGCAGGAGAGAUAAAAGUAUUUUAUGUCUGAGUGUCAGUCAAUGUUUUUUUUACAAUCCAAAGAGAGAGUUCUUUUUGGCAGUUUUGAUCAGGCUAAUGAAAGAAAUUUAAAAUUCAUACUAUUAAAUUUAUAAAUAAAACCAGAUAGCAUUGUGCUCACCUAGGAUAAUAGCACCCGAUUUACUCAAAAAUAUGACCUUAGAAAAUUGGAAAAAUAAAAAUAUAGCAUGACUUAGUUAUUGAAGGAAGUAUUCAAAUAAUUGAAUCCAUUCCAAGGUACUGUCUUAAGGACAGGGAGACUGAAAAUCAUGUUAUCUUAGUUUGGUUUUUUUAGAGUGUUCCAGAUUAUUAUUCUUCUGUGUUAUCCCACUCAAGCCUCUUGCUCUGGGUCAUAGAAUCCCUCUAAUAGGGGAACAUCUUCUGAAGGGGUGAUCAAAGGCAGCUGAGGUAAGACUGGUUAACAGUAUUUUCUCCUACUUGGAAAAGCAAAGCUUUGAGCAGGGAGCAACUUUCUGUAUAAUUUUUCAACAUUAAUUGAAAGUUAAAAUCUUCUCAUUUCCUAACUCCCAUUCCCUUCCAUUCUUUUAUUGUUCUUGGGAUUUUUAAAAUGAGCUCCUUUCUCUCCAAGAACCUUCAAAUAAUAUAGGUUUUAUUACACCCCCAGGAAUUAGUCUUCCUAACUCUUCCCAAUUAGGAAGGAAAAAAAUAUUGUUCCAAGGGACAGUUAAAAUGACUUUGUCAGCAGUGGCUUUGAUUUAUGCAGUGGGCAUAAGUGAAAAUCUGACUUCUAAUGGGGAAAACAUUGUAUUGACUUAUACUCACAUGUUGAGAAUUUCCUGAAUUGCUUUAUUUGUAAAAGUACAGGGAAAGGUUUACUCCAGGCUAGUGGGGAAAGCACUGGGUUUGGAAUAUUGUUUUCUGUUUAGAAGGUCUGAUAUUGACUAGCUGUAUGACCUUGGCUAAAUCAUUUGCCUGUUUUAUUCUCUGUGUAUGUAGGCAUUUUUGUUUUAUCUACUGGGACAGUAUGGAGAUAAAAAUGAAAUUAUAGAUAUUAAAGUAUUUCAGUAAGUUAAA
Monodelphis domestica (gray short-tailed opossum) is the source of this 6514-nucleotide messenger RNA. It is a transcript of the gene ZNF496, whose product is annotated as zinc finger protein 496. Gene Ontology annotation, biological process: regulation of transcription by RNA polymerase II. NCBI's taxonomy places the organism in Eukaryota, Metazoa, Chordata, Mammalia, Didelphimorphia, Didelphidae. Gene Ontology annotation, molecular function: DNA-binding transcription factor activity, RNA polymerase II-specific; RNA polymerase II cis-regulatory region sequence-specific DNA binding. The record is from RefSeq and is a predicted model, not a curated record.